AGCCAUUUUUGCUUUUAUCAAUCUUUCCCUCGUGUCACUAUCAGUACUCUAAUAUCUCGUUGCGAUGAAAUUCGAGGUUGUGUGGAAAUCAUCACACUACCACUCCGAUGGUCGUCGCCGGAGCAGACCUAAACCUUCAGUCUUCCAUGGAUGGCUAGUCAAAUGGCGCGCUACAUUUAGUGGAAAUGAGCAACUUCGACGAGAAGGCAUACGCGAAAUGCGCGAAGCUAAAGCCAUCAAACGACAGAAGAAGGUUGCGAAGAGAGCCAAAAACGACCGGGCAAAGCCGGGACUAUUCUCAUGGUUCAGCUUUGGAAAUACAAAAAAGACAAGACGGGCUCUUAGACCCGACGGACUGGCUCGAAGCUCUCACAGUUCUCAUAAGAGCAACAGCAGCCGACAAGCGGCUCGGAUCAGCCGACGACCUACAAGACAAACUUCACGACAACCGUCAUAUAAUUCUAAACGAGGUGUCGCGCGAAUGAGGUCUUCCAGAAAAUGAUCACGCUACAUCCUGACGUGUUGAGGUACUAUCUAUUAUCAUAUUAUGUAUUUGAACACACCACCUGCAGGGACUUAUUUAUCUCGGAAGUUAUGCUGUAACUUAUAUUUGCCUCUCUUAGGACUGUUAUUUGA
This is a messenger RNA of Suillus discolor, 636 nucleotides long. RefSeq lists its product as uncharacterized. The transcript is spliced from 2 exons. The coding region runs from base 65 to 502 and encodes 145 amino acids. NCBI's taxonomy places the organism in Eukaryota, Fungi, Basidiomycota, Agaricomycetes, Boletales, Suillaceae. The record is from RefSeq and is a predicted model, not a curated record.